Messenger RNA from Dromiciops gliroides (monito del monte), 4180 nucleotides. It is a transcript of the gene PDXDC1, whose product is annotated as pyridoxal dependent decarboxylase domain containing 1. The record is from RefSeq and is a predicted model, not a curated record. Lineage: Eukaryota; Metazoa; Chordata; Mammalia; Microbiotheria; Microbiotheriidae. The transcript has 23 exons. Bases 1 to 2508 code for a protein of 835 amino acids. Gene Ontology annotation, biological process: carboxylic acid metabolic process. Gene Ontology annotation, cellular component: intracellular membrane-bounded organelle. Gene Ontology annotation, molecular function: pyridoxal phosphate binding; carbon-carbon lyase activity.
AUGGCGGAUUGGCUGGGACGUCAGCGCUGCCAGCGUGGAAACGGCAGCGGAGGCGCAGGAGGCGGAAGUGGGACGUGGGACCGUCCGGCCGCCCUCGGAGCCUGCCGCUCGUCCCGAGUCAUGGACAUCUCCCUGGAGAAGAUGGUUGACCCUACACUAGCUGAAAUGGGAAAAAAUCUUAAUGAAGCAAUGAAGAUGCUAGAGGACAAUCAGAGAAAAGCAGAGGAAGAAAAUGAAAAGAAGUAUGCACCAAGAGAUAUUCCAGGACCACUCCAGGGCAGUGGGCAAGAUAUGGUGAGCAUUCUGCAGUUGGUUCAGAACCUUAUGCAUGGAGAUGAAGAUGAAGAACCCCAGUGUUCCCGACUCCAAAAUGUUGGAGAACAAGGCCAUAUGGCUUUGUUGGGACACAGUCUGGCAGCAUAUAUUUCAGUACUGGAUAGAGAGAAGCUGCGAAAACUUACAACCAGAAUACUUUCAGAUACCACGUUAUGGCUUUGCAGACUUUUCAGGUAUGAAAAUGGCUCUGCCUAUUACCAUGAAGAUGACCGUGAGGGCCUCUUAAAGGUCUGUAGGCUUGUUAUUCAUACACGCUAUGAAGACUACACAGUGGAAGGAUUCAAUGUAUUAUAUAAUAGACAGCCAGUUAUAUAUGUUAGUGCUGCGUGUAGGCCUGGCCUGGGCCAAUUCCUUUGUAAUCAGCUUGGCUUACCUUUAUCCUGCUUGUGUCGUGUACCCUGUAAUACUAUGUUUGGAUCCCAACAUCAGAUGGAUGUUGCUUUAUUGGAUAGAUUGAUCAAAGAUGACAUGGAGAGUGAAAAACUGCCCCUCUUGCUUGUUGCAAAUGCUGGUACCCCAGGAGCAGGGCACACAGACAAGCUGGGACGUUUGAAAGAACUUUGUGAGCAGCAUAACAUGUGGCUCCAUGUGGAAGGAGUGAAUUUAGCAACUUUGGCAUUAGGCUACAUCUCUUCUUCAGUACUGGCUGCAACCAAAUGUGACAGUAUGACCCUGACCCUAGGCCCAUGGUUGGGCUUGCCGGCUGUUCCUGCAGUGACGCUCUACAGGCAUGAAGAUCCAUCUUUGUCACUGGUUGCAGGGCUUACAUCAAGUCAGCCAGUGGAGAAACUUCGUGCCUUACCACUGUGGUUAUCUUUGCAGUACUUGGGACUUGAUGGGAUUGUGGAAAGAAUCAAACAUGCCUCUCAGUUGAGUCAAAGGUUGCUGGAAAGCUUGAAGAAACUGGACUUCAUCAAAACUUCGGUGGAAGAUGAACUUACCUCUCCAGUGGUAGUAUUCAAAUUUUCCAAGGAAAUUCCAAGUUUGGGAUCAGAUAAAGCAGUGCAUGGAACAGUAGUGCCUACCAUGCAGCCCUCAACAACUAGCCAGGAAAGAGACAUCUGCGAUACAUUUAACCAAUGGCUUGGCGAGCAGCUGGCACAGCUGGUUCCUGCUAGUGGGGUGGAUGUCGUGGAACUGGAAGAUGAGGGCACAUGCGUACGGUUCAGCCCACUCAUGACAUCAGCAGUUCUAGGAACUCAAGCAGAUGAUGUUGAUCAGCUGGUGGCAUGCUUAAAAACCCAGAUUCCAGUUCUGACCUGUACAAUACAACUUCGAGAAGAGUUCAAGGAAGAAGUGGCAAGAACAGCAGGCCUCUCACACAUUGAGGACUUGGGGUGGCCUGGGUUAGGUGUAGUCAGGUAUGAACACAUAAUUGAAGAGAAGAUUAAUGAGAAAUCAGAAGCAGAAGUAGAGAAAAUCAAUACUGAAAUCCUGAAAAAAUUAAAUGAACUGGAAUCUGACCUUUCAUUUUCACUGGGCCCUGAGUUUGGAAGACAGAAGAACUGUAUUUAUAUUGGUAUGGCACCUGAGGACCUGGAUAUUUCUGAGUUAGUUGAGACCAUCGCAGCCACGGGCCGAGAAAUAGAGGAAAACUCAAGGCUACUGGAAAACAUGACUGAAGUUGUUCGGAAAGGAAUCCUGGAAGCACAGGUUCAGCUACAGAAAGCAAAUGAGGAACGCCUUUUGGAAGAGGGAGUGCUACGGCAGAUCCCCGUUGUUGGAUCAGUACUGAAUUGGUUUUCUCCAGUUCAAGCUUCACAAAAGGGAAGAACUUUUAAUUUAACAGCAGGUUCUUUGGAAUCCACAGAACUCACAUAUGCUUCCAAGGUACAAGGUACAGGGACUACUCCACCUCCAACCCCCUUAGCCAGCCGCACCAAACAAAGACUCCCAGGUCAAAAACUUUUUAAAAGAUCUUUAAGAGGCUCAGAUGCCUUUAGUGAGACAAGCUCAGUGAGUCAUAUCGAAGAUUUAGAAAAGGUGGAACAACAGGCCUCAGCUCACUCUGGUGGGGAAGAACAGGGGGCUCUAAACCUCAACAACACUGAGCAGCAGAUUGGGGAUGCUAUCCCCCAGGCAACAACCCAAACUGAGGCAAUUCCAAGGGAUGGAUCUCAGCACCUGGACAAUGACUGCACUCAAGUAGAAGAACAAGAAAGUUUAAGAUAAAAUUCUGACUUCAUGGAUUAAGACUGUAUUCCCUAUGUUCCAGGGAUGGUAAGGAUACAUAUAAAAUGUGAAUGGUGCCACAUUAGGACAGUAAGAACUACUGCAAUUCGUAAUUAACUGGGAUUCUUGCACAAAAGUGUGACCAAAAACCGGGCUUUCUCAGUGGUGGUCAACUCAUUUUGUGGCUGUUGCUUUAACCCUACACAUCUUUAGCAGUGCUGAGAAGUUGAAAGAGAAUUUUUUUAAGUUGCUUUAAAUUACUUGCUAUUUAUUUACAAGCAACAGUUACAACUUUAGGUGUGUCACUUGAAAUAAUUGCCCUGAUCCUUCUAACACAAGCUUAAGCGAUUGGGUUGCACAUGGUUGCUUCUUGAUAAACACUUCUCUUUUGCAACUACUCCAGGCUGCUGCUCAAUGAACUUCCGUCCUUCAGGCAAAGAUAGCACAUCGCUUGCUAGAAACUCACAUGGCCUUUUUGGCUGCCUCUGGUUAGUUGGUGGUUUUGUUUUAUGGAAUUGUAGCAUUUUCACAUCAAAUUGGUCUUGUGACAUACGUCUUUUGUUUGAAGGAGUGGGUUUAAAUGCUCUUGUAAAUAUGAAUGCCUGAGCCCCACCUGUCAUGCCCCACUGCUGUGUGUCCCGGAGACUUAAGCAGGGACUGUGUCCACUCUACCAAGGUGUUCUGACAGGACUGUCAAGCACGUUAGAAUGGGCAGCACUUCAGUCUGAGACUUUUUUCUCUGCCAUAAAUCCAUUUUCUCCCCUAUGCACUAUUUGUAAACAGAUUAUUAAAUGUAUAGAGCAACCAUAACUGAAGUCUCUUUCCCAUGUAUAUUUUUACAGGUGGAAGUUAUAAAUUAACAAACUGAAACACAGAUUGUGCUAGUUUUUGUUUUCCUCUGAUUAACUUAAAAGUCUGGUAGCUAUGUAUGAAACCAAAUCUUAUGCGCUGUAGCACACAACCUACAAUUUUAAUUUAAGUAUAACUUCAUCCUUUACCAGAAAUUGACUCAGAGGCUUUUUUCAGUUACAUUUCCCUGUUGGACUCAAAAAAAAAUUUUUUUUUAAAUUUAAAACAACAACAAAAAAAAGGUACAGAACCAUGAUCUUCCCCAGAUGAGAGCUGGUCUGCCCUUGAAUUUAAAAUGGAAACAGUCUACAAAACACUACUCACCUUAACUUUUUAACACUUCUGAGUACUACAUUUACAUAUUUGGUGGCCCUUUUGCCUUUUUGCCUACUAGAGUCAGGCAACAAUAGACUAUUCUUAAGGUAUACCUUUAUUCAUGUUUCACAUUAGGCUUGUUGAUUUUAGUUUGGGGAGCCUUAGUUAUACCAUAUUAAACCUAUAAUUACUUUCUGAUUUAAUGUGAUUCCUGACAUUUGGCACUCGUCUUAAAAGUACAAUUUUUCACUUGAGCAGAUGAUUAAAAGGCAAAUGGUCUUCCUUAUCAGUUUAUUUGGUGCAAUGAAGUAUAUUAACUCAUAAGAAUUGGGGGAUAAAAUUAUCUAUAAAUAAAUUAAUUUUUAAUGUUUUUAUAUUUGGAAUUGUUAAAAUGGUUUGUUUUUGCUGAAAUAGAACUUCACCCUUUAGAUACUAUUUGAAUGUUGGAUUCAAUAAAGGUUCUUGAAAUAAUUGUUACAUACGAAUUCAGUUCAUAUACAAUAAACCU